Messenger RNA from Electrophorus electricus (electric eel), 11201 nucleotides. RefSeq names its product trio Rho guanine nucleotide exchange factor b (gene triob). Gene Ontology annotation, molecular function: protein binding; ATP binding; protein kinase activity. Lineage: Eukaryota; Metazoa; Chordata; Actinopteri; Gymnotiformes; Gymnotidae. The record is from RefSeq and is a predicted model, not a curated record. Gene Ontology annotation, cellular component: extrinsic component of membrane; cytoplasm. Gene Ontology annotation, biological process: axon guidance; protein phosphorylation.
AUCGUCUCCAGCUGCACUCAGGAGCGCCGCCGACUGGUACGACUACUCGCCCAGUAAGCCAAGAUGGAGUCGCGCUUCUCACCGAGCAAAGGGACGUAUCCAUGCACACUACGCUUCCUUCUUCAAUGAAACGGAUUUUCCCCACCAGUCCUUCAGCAUCGGGCAACUGAAUACGGUCGGGCCGUCGGGGGGGGGGGAUUUUUUCUUUUUUUUCUUUUUCGGAUAGUCGCAAAUAUAUGAAGCCAUGAGCUCGGGGGGAGGCGAAGACACGACUAAGGACGGGGCCGACAUAGCGGCGUUUUUCAAAUCCGAUUGCUCUCUUCCCAAGUGUGAGGCUAAGCAUGAUUUAGCCGGACACACUGGGUUCAACAGAAAUGAGGAACUCAGGGCUAUCGAGGUGUUGCCAAUUCUCAAAGAGAAAGUGGCCUUUGUAUCAGGCGGCAGAGAUAGGAGGGGUGGCCCAGUUCUCACCUUCCCGGCCAGGAGCAACCAUGACAGGAUAAGACAGGAGGAUCUCAGACGCCUCAUUGCCUACCUAGCUGGCAUCCCCAGCGAGGAGGUGAGGAGGCAUGGCUUCACGGUCAUCGUGGACAUGCGCGGCUCCAAGUGGGACUCCAUCAAGCCCCUGCUGAAGAUCCUGCAGGAGUGCUUCCCCUGCUGCAUCCACGUGGCCCUCAUCAUCAAGCCCGACAACUUCUGGCAGAAGCAGAGGACCAACUUCGGAAGCUCCAAGUUCGAGUUUGAGACCAUCAUGGUGUCCCUGGAGGGCCUGUCGAAGGUGGUGGACCCUUCGCAGCUGACGGCCGACUUCGACGGCAGCCUGGACUAUGACCAUGACGAGUGGAUCGAGGUGCGGUUGGCCUUCGAGGAGUUUGCAGGUGGAGCGGCACGAGCUCUUGCCCGCCUGGAGGAGCUCCAGGGUCUGGUGGCGCCACGCGAGCUGCCCGGCGACCUGGAAUCGGCUCGCCGCGCCAUGGAGGAGCACGCCUCGCUGAAGAAGCGCGUCGCCAAGGCUCCGGCCGAGGAGCUAGACGCCGAGGGCCGUCGCCUGCUGCAGCGCGUGGAGAGGGGGCGGGGCGGCGACGCCCACGGCCUCUCCCCCAGGGUGUCGGUGCUGCUCGACAAGCUGCAUGCCGCCCGCCAGCACCUGCACCAGGCCUGGCACGCGCGCAAGCUCCGCCUUGACCAGUGCUUCCAGCUCCGCCUCUUCGAGCAGGAUGCAGAGAAGAUGUUUGACUGGAUUGUCCAUAAUAAGGGCCUGUUCCUGACCAGCUACACAGAAAUAGGGGCCAAACACCAGCACGUUCUGGAGCUGCAGACCCAGCACAACCACUUUGCUAUGAACUGCAUGAAUGUGUACGUGAACAUCAGCCGGAUCAUGACUGUGGGGAACCGACUCCUGGAGGGAGGACACUACGCAGCCAUGGAGAUCCAGCAGGUGUCCGGGCAGCUGGAGCAGGAGUGGAAGACCUUCGCUGCCGCCCUGGAUGAGCGCAGCGCCCUGCUGGAGAUGUCAGCCAGCUUCCACCAGAAGUCAGACCAGUACCUGAGCAAUGUGGAAUCCUGGUGUAAGGCCUGUGGCGAGGGUGAACUGCCCUCUGAGCUGCAGGACUUGGAGGACACUAUCCACCGUCACCAGGGCCUGUACGAGCACGUCACGGCUGCCUACUCAGAGGUGAGCCAAGACGGAAAAGCCUUGCUGGACAAGCUGCAACGACCUCUGACCCCGGGCAGCGCCGACUCGCUGACGGCCUCGGCCAACUACUCCAAGGCGGUGAACCACGUGCUGGACAUCAUCCACGAGGUCCUACACCAUCAGCGGCAGCUGGAGAACAUUUGGCAACACCGCAAGCUCCGCCUCCACCAGCGUCUGCAGCUCUGCGUCUUCCAGCAGGAUGUCCAGCAGGUCCUUGACUGGAUCGAGAACCACGGCGAGGCCUUCCUGAGUAAACACACGGGUGUGGGCAAGUCACUGCACCGGGCGCGCGCCCUGCAGAAACGCCAUGAGGACUUCGAAGAAGUAGCACAGAACACGUACACCAACGCUGAUAAGCUGCUGGAGGCGGCAGAGCAGCUAGGCCAGACGGGCGAGUGUGACCCGGAGGAGAUCUACCAGGCUGCCCACCAGCUGGAGGACCACAUCCAGGACUUCGUCAGGCGCGUGGAGCAACGCAAGAUCCUCCUGGACAUGUCCGUGUCCUUCCACACCCACGGCAAGGAGCUGUGGACGUGGUUGGAGGAGCUGCAGAAGGAGCUGCUGGAUGACGUGUAUGCCGAGUCGGUGGAGGCCGUGCAGGACCUGAUCAAGCGUUUCGGCCAGCAGCAGCAGACCACCCUGCAGGUCACCGUCAAUGUCAUCAAGGAGGGGGAGGAGCUUAUCCAGCAGCUCAGGGACUCGGCUAUCUCCAGCAACAAGGCGCCUCACAACAGCUCCAUGGCACACAUCGAGAGCGUGCUGCAGCAGCUGGAUGAGGCACAGGGGCGCAUGGAGGAGCUGUUCCAGGAGCGCAAGAUCAAGCUGGAGCUCUUCCUGCAGCUGCGGAUCUUUGAGAGGGACGCCAUCGACGUCAUCUCGGAUCUGGAGUCAUGGAACGUGGAGCUGUCCCAGCAGAUGGGCGAGUUUGACACGGAAGACCUGACUCUAGCCGAGCAGAGGCUACAGCACCACGCCGACAAGGCCCUCACUAUGAACAAUCUCACUUUCCACGUCAUCCACCAGGGCCAGGAGCUCCUGCAGUAUGUCACGGAGGUGCAGGCUUCUGGCGUGGAGCUGCUGUGCGACCGGGACGUGGACAUGGCCACGCGCGUCCAGGACCUGCUGGAUUUCCUGCACGAGAAGCAGCAGGAGCUGGACGCAGCGGCGGAGCAGCACCGCCGACACCUGGAGCAGUGCGUGCAGCUGCGCCACCUACAGGCCGAGGUCAAGCAGGUCCUGGGCUGGAUCCGUAAUGGCGAGUCCAUGCUGAAUGCUGGACUGAUCACGGCCAGCUCUCUCCAGGAGGCCGAGCAGCUACAGAGGGAGCACGAGCAGUUUCAGCAUGCCAUCGAGAAGACCCACCAGAGCGCCCUGCAGGUGCAGCAGAAGGCGGAGGCCUUGCUGCAGGCCAACCACUACGACAUGGACGUGAUCCGCGACUGCGCCGAGAACGUGGCUUCCCACUGGCAGAAGCUCAUGCUGAAGACGGAGGACCGCCUCAAGCUGGUCAACGCGUCCGUGGCCUUCUACAAGACCUCCGAGCAGGUGUGCAGUGUGUUGGAGAGCCUGGAGCAGGAGUACAAGCGGGAGGAGGACUGGUGUGGGGGUUCUGACAAGCUCGGCCCGAACUCCGAGUCCGACCACGUCACGCCCAUGAUUAGCAAGCACCUGGAACAGAAAGAGGCCUUCUUAAAGGCGUGCACGCUGGCUCGCCGCAACGCUGACGUCUUUCUGAAGUACCUACACCGGAACAGUGUCAGCGUCCCCGGGAUGCUGGCCCAGAUCAAAGCUCCGGAGCAGCAAGUCAAGAAUAUCUUGAACGAACUACUGCAGAGAGAGAACAGGGUCCUUCACUUCUGGACCAUGAGGAAGAGGAGGCUCGACCAGUGUCAGCAGUACGUGGUGUUUGAGCGCAGCGCAAAACAGGCCCUGGAGUGGAUCCAUGACACAGGAGAGUUCUACCUCUCCACACACACCUCCAUGGGCUCCAGUAUCCAUCACACCCAGGAGCUGCUGAAAGAACACGAGGAAUUUCAGAUAACAGCCAAGCAAACCAAAGAGCGAGUGAAGCUGCUGAUCCAGUUGGCGGACGGCUUUUGUGAGAAGGGCCACACCCACGCCGGCGAGAUCAAGAAAUGGGUGGUCUCCGUGGACAAGCGUUACCGCGACUUCUCUCUCCGCAUGGACAAACACCGCUCCUGCCUGGAGAAGGCACUGGGGAUCUCUUCCGACUCCAACAAGAGCAAAGACUUGCAGCUGGACAUCAUCGCGGCCAGCGGCCCCGGGGCCGAGGUCAAGCUCCGAGAUGCCAACCAUGAGCUCAACGAGGAGAAGCGCAAGUCUGCCCGCCGAAAAGAGUUCAUAAUGGCCGAGCUCAUUCAGACGGAGAAGGCCUACGUGAGGGACCUGAGGGAGUGCCUGGACACAUACCUCUGGGAGAUGACCAGUGGCGUGGAGGAGAUCCCACCGGGGAUCGUCAACAAAGAGCACAUAAUCUUUGGCAACAUGCAGGACCUCUACGAGUUCCACCACAACAUUUUCCUGAAAGAGCUGGACAAGUACGAACAGCUGCCUGAGGACGUCGGCCACUGCUUUGUCACGUGGGCCGACAAGUUCCAGAUGUACGUGAACUACUGCAAAAACAAGCCGGACUCCACUCAGCUCAUCCUGGACCACGCUGGUUCCUACUUUGACGAGAUCCAGCAGAGGCACAGGCUGGCUAACUCCAUUUCCUCCUAUCUCAUUAAACCUGUGCAGAGAAUUACUAAAUACCAGCUGCUUCUUAAGGAGCUGUUAACCUGUUGUGAGGAGGGCAAGGGUGAGAUCAAAGAUGGUCUGGAGGUCAUGCUCAGUGUGCCCAAGAGAGCCAACGACGCCAUGCAUCUCAGCAUGCUGGAAGGUUUUGAUGAGAACAUUGAGUCUCAGGGGGAGCUGAUCCUUCAGGAGUCCUUCCAGGUGUGGGAUCCUAAGACGCUCAUCCGGAAAGGCCGGGAUCGCCACCUUUUCCUCUUCGAGAUGUCCCUCAUCUUCAGCAAGGAUGUCAAAGACUCCAAUGGCAGGAGCAAGUACCUCUACAAGAGCAAACUGAUGACUUCUGAGCUUGGAGUCACAGAGCACGUGGAGGGGGAUCCCUGCAAGUUUGCACUCUGGGUCGGACGCACACCUACCUCAGACAACAAGAUCGUCCUGAAGGCCUCCAGCAUUGAGAAUAAGCAAGAGUGGAUCAAGAAUGUGCGGGAGGUGAUCCAGGAGCGAACUAUUCAUCUACGAGGGGCCCUCAAAGAGCCCAUCCACAUUCCCAAAGCCACCAGCACCAAACACAGGGGCCGCCGGGAAGGAGAGGACCUGGACAGCCAAGGCGAUGCUAGCAGCCAGCCGGACACCAUCUCCAUUGCCUCGCGCACUUCUCAGAAUACCCUGGACAGCGACAAGUUGUCAGGCGGCUGUGAGCUGACGGUGGUCAUCCACGACUUCAUGGCCAGUAACGGGUCGGAGCUGAGCGUGAGGCGGGGCCAGACGGUGGAGCUGCUGGAGAGGCCCCAGGACAAGCCAGAGUGGUGCCUGGUGCGCACCACCGACCGCUCCCCUGCCCAGGAGGGCCUGGUGCCCUGCUCCACCCUCUGCAUCGCCCACUCCCGCAGCAGCCUGGAGAUGGAGGGCUUCUUCAACCACAAAGACACGUUGUCGGUGUCCAGUAACGAGGGCGGGCUCUCGGGUAGCGCCACGCUGCAGCCGGCUCACCUGCAGGGCUCUCCGGGUGGCAAGCGGCCAGGCAACACCCUGCGCAAGUGGCUGACGAGCCCCGUGCGGCGCCUGAGCAGCGGCAGGGCAGACGGGCAUGGCAAGAAGCUGGCGCACAAGCACAAGAAAGGCCGGGACGGGCGGCGCGGGCCCGAGGCCGGCGCGCAAAAGGACUCAGACGACAGCGCAGCCACGCCACAGGACGAGAGCGUGGAGGAGAGGAUGAGGAGCGAGGGCCUGAGCAGCGGCACGCUCUCCAAGUCGUCCUCGUCGGGCAUGCAGAGCUGCGGGGAGGAGGAAGGCGAGGAGGGUCCAGACGCUGUUCCCCUGCCCCCUCCCAUGGCCAUCCAGCAGCACAGCCUGCUGCACCAAGACUCCCAGGAGGACAAGGCGUCUUCCCGCCUCUCCGGACGGCCGAGCAGUUCGGAGACGCCCAGCGCCGCCGAGCUCGUCAGCGCCAUCGAGGAGCUCGUCAGGAGCAAGAUGAGUCUAGAGGACAGACCCAGCUCCCUCUCCGUGGAGCAGGUGGAGAGCAGCAGCCCCUCCUGCAACUCCCUCCUGUCCUCCUCCUCGCCCGCCGACGAGAUGGACGAGCGGAAGGCGGGGUUCCUGAAGAAGCGGCACUAUGUGCUUUUGGAGAUGGUGGAGACGGAGAGAGACUACGUCAGGGACCUAGGCGCGGCGGUGGAGGGCUACAUGUGCCGGAUGAGGGAGGAGGGGGUCCCGGACGACAUGAAGGGCAAGGACAAGAUUGUGUUCGGAAACAUCCACCAGAUCUACGACUGGCACAAGGACUUCUUUUUGGCCGAACUGGAGAAGUGCCUGGAAGACCCUGAUAGACUAGCGCCCCUGUUCAUCAAACAAGAACGCCGACUGCACAUGUACAUCGUUUACUGCCAGAACAAGCCUAAAUCAGAACACAUCGUCUCCGAGUACAUAGACACCUAUUUUGAGGAUUUGAAGCAGCGUUUGGGCCACAGGCUGCAGAUUACAGACCUGCUCAUCAAACCGGUGCAGCGGAUAAUGAAGUACCAGCUCCUGUUGAAGGAUUUCCUAAAGUUUUCCAAAAAGGCCGGUGUGGAUUGCGCAGAGCUGGAGAAGGCCGUGGAGGUCAUGUGUGUCGUCCCUAAACGGUGCAAUGACAUGAUGAAUGUGGGUCGGCUGCAGGGCUUCGAUGGGAAGAUCGUGGCGCAGGGGCGAUUGCUCCUGCAAGACACCUUCAUGGUAUCGGACCAGGACAGCGGUCUGCUGGCCCGCGCCAAGGACAGGCGCGUCUUCCUUUUCGAGCAGAUCGUCAUCUUCAGCGAGCCGCUGGACAAGAAGAAGGGCUUCUCCACGCCGGGCUACCUCUUCAAGAACAGCAUCAAGGUCAGUUGGUUAGGACUGGAAGAGAGCACAGACGGCGACCCUUGCAGGUUCACCCUGACCUCGCGGUCCUCGACGGGCGGCGUCGAGCGCUACGUGCUCCACUCAUCCAGCCCGGCAGCGUGCCGGACCUGGGUCCUGCAGAUCAACAGCAUACUGGAGAACCAGAGGAACUUCCUCAACGCACUAACGUCUCCCAUCGAGUACCAGCGGAACCACGUGGGGGCGAGUGGCGUGGGCGGCCCCAGCGGCGGCCUCCCCGGGGGCGGCGGCAGCUUGGCCUCGGGCUGCGGAGCCUCCCGCUCGCGGGCCUCGCGGAUCCCCCAGCCUUCCUCCCGCCUCCCACAGCCCGUGCAGCACCACCCGGCCCCGGGGCCGGACGGCCGCGCCUCAGGUACGUGUCCCCCGGCGACGGCGCCUGACAGCCCCCUGAGCGAGCUGCGCGAGGAGCCCCAGGCGCAGAGCCCGGCCCCCAGGGCGACGGUAGCCCCUCUGUGCCUCGGCCCGCCCCGGGCUCAAGCGGGUCUCCCGUCGCCCACGCUCUCCCCUCUGAGCAGCCCCUUCGCCCCGGGCAGCCCUGCCCCGAAGGGCCCCAUUCCCUGGGCCUCUCCGCCACCGGCGGCCCCUGGCAGGCCCGGGCCCUGUGCGGAGCAGGUGGAGGUGCCCGGCCGGCACAAUCGCCGGCGCCCGAGCCACAGCAAGGAGCCGGACCGCGUCAGCACCUGCUCCUCCGCCAGCGAGCACUCCCUGCACUCCACGCACAGCAACGGGAGUGAAAGCAGUAGCAGUAGCAGUAUAUCCGCCAUGUUGGUCACCCAGGACUACGUGGCUCUCAAGGAGGACGAGAUUAGUGUGGUGCAGGGAGAGGUUGUGCAGAUCCUGGCCUCCAACCAGCAGAGCAUGUUCCUAGUGUUCCGGGCGGCCACGGAGCAGGGCCCCGCCGCCGAGGGCUGGAUCCCUGGCCGCGUGCUGGGCCACACCUCCACCGGCGCGCCCGACUACGCCGACGGAACCCUCAAGAAGUCGUCUUCAUGGCACACGGCAUUCCGAAUCCGGCGCAGGUCAGAGAAGAGAGAGAAAGAGGGCAGGAAGGAUUCCCGCCAGGAGAACGGCCACGACAGACUCCGCGACACUCCGGCCAACAAGGUUUCCGUGAAGCUUCUGAACCCGAAUUACAUCUACGACGUUCCGCCGGAGUUUCUCGUGCCCUUGAGCGACGUGGUUUGCGAGAGUGGUGAGAAGGUGACCAUCCGAUGCAAGGUGGGCGGCCAGCCGAGAGCCUCCGUCUCCUGGAGGGGACCGGACCGGGCCCCUCUGAGCGACGGCGGCCGACGUGUGCUCACCCACAGCGAGACAGGCGAGGCGACCCUGUGCAUUUCGGCCGUGACCGUAGAGGACGGUGGCGUGUACACGUGCAUCGCCACCAACGACGUGGGCGUGGUCACAUCCUCCGCCCGCCUCCGGGUGCAAGAGCCCUCCAAUGAUGGCAUCGUUUGGAAGGAGAACUUCGAGUCACUGUAUGUGGAGGUGAUGGAACUGGGAAGGGGCAGGUUCGCCGUGGCUAAGUGGUGUGAGCAGCGGGCGACAGGUCGCCCAGUGGCAGCCAAGCUGGUCAGCAAGAAGCUGGUGCGCCGGCAGCGGGUGGUGCGUGAGCUCGGCGUCCUCCGCCGUGUGCACCACCCACACCUGGUGGGCCUGAUCGAUGCCUUUGAGACCCCCAGCAGCUACGUCCUCAUACUGGAGAUUGCCGACCAGGGUCGUCUCCUAGAAUACAUCGUGAGCUGGGGGAACCUCACAGAGGAGAAGGUGGCCCUCUACCUGCGGGACAUCUUAGAAGCUUUGCACUACCUUCAUACUUGCAGAAUUGCUCACCUGGACCUGAAGCCCGAGAACGUGGUAGUGGAACAGACGUCUACGCAGGCCGUGGUCAAGCUGACGGACUUUGGCGACGCGGCACAGCUCACAGACUCCGCCUAUGUCCACUCACUGGUGGGCAGCCCCGAGUUCUCUGCCCCCGAGCUGGUGCUGGGCGAGCCGGCCACGUGUGCCGCCGACGUGUGGAGCGCAGGCGUGCUGGCAUACGUGAUGCUGAGCGGCGCCUCGCCCUUCCUGGACGAGAGCGCUGAGGAGACGUGUCUGAACAUCUGCCGUCUGGACUACAGCUUCCCUGAGGACUACUUCGGCGGCGUGAGCGGGCCAGCGCGCGACUUUGUGCGAGCGCUGCUUCGCGCCGAGCCUCCCGGGCGCCCGGCGGCGCACGUCUGCCUGCAGAGGGAGCCGUGGCUGCAGCCCGGAGGUGCCUCACCUCGUAUCCCCCUCGACACGGCCCGCCUGGUGGCCUUCAUUGAGCGCCGGAAGCACCAGAGCGACGUACGGCCCACGGACUCCCUGCGAGCCUUCGUGCGCGCCCGCCUCCUUGGGCAGGCCUGAAGGACAGGCCCUGCCCACGAGGGCGGAGCCAGAACUCGAGCCUGCAACAGACGUCCGGAAAUGACCUCCUCUUGAGUGCGUCGGACAGUGCCAAGCUUGGCCACCACUGGGGAAAUAUCCAGGAAUUUUGGAAGCCAGGAAUAUCAAGCUCUCUCUCAAAGGCCCAGAAAAGAAACCUCGUGCGGGUGGAAGUUGAUGGAGAAGAAGAUGGAGAUGGAAUCUCAUUCUCUUUUUGGAGCCAUGUUACAUAACGACGUGGCGCUGGGUUUGUAUACUGCUACUGCUGGAAAUCUGUACCGUGAUGAGAAACAAAACAAAACAAAAAUAGAAAACUAGAAUCAUGUCAGCCUCAUAAUCAUUUACUCUUUGUAUGGAAAAUACACACAAGCACACACACUAAAAAAACAAAACGACUUUUUUGAGAGUUUUCUGCUCUGAGCCAGAAAGGGCAAGCCUUUUGUUUAGACAGUAUUUGAAUCAGGUUGUUGCAGUACUACUGUACAGCUGUAUUCAGGAAAGAUUGCAUUUUGUACAAAAUAUGUAUAGAAGCACAGCCAAGGAGAUAUCUUUAUCUUCAAAGUUUUGGAGGGAAAAAAAAAAAAGAUUAUUUAAAGGUAGAAAAAAUAAACUGAUCAUGUGUUGACUUUAGAAUCAUUCAUCUCUGAAACAUUUUAGCUGUGAACUUGUUUUCAUCUUUUCGUGAGUAUGCCGUACGUUAUCAUAAGUAACAUAAAUGAAGUAAUCCGAAACAUUAAAUCUUCAAGUCCUUUUAGACGAGAGGAACACGAUCAUAAGCUUUUCAUUUACUUCCAUUCUGUAUAUCAGCCUCUUUUUUUGUAAAUAAACUGUACCCUGAUUUUUUUUUACGUUAAUUUGCAGUGAGUUCAAUUGCUUUCCCAUUGGCUGAGGUGCCCCCUCCAACUGGCCUAUCUGAUGCAGGUAGCCAAAGGGAGGCUCCGACAGGCAGGAAGUGCUGGUAACCAUGGCAAAAUGUGCACUCUUUAUAUUUAGUUGGGACUUUCCAUGUGCAAUGUUAUGGCUUUUGCAGCUAUUUAUAAUAACUGGUGUUAAACCUACUGAUGUUAAGUUAAUGUACUGGCCACUACAAGUUACUCUCUAGUGUGUCUGUGGCUCUGUUCCUGUGUUCAGUAUUAUUUUGUGGAAGGCUGAGCAAAUUUAGUGAAAAAUGUUUGCUAUCUCGCACUUUUUGCUUUUGCUUUUUUCUGAAUGUUAUCAAUUUUCAUUGUAAUACCAAAGUUAACCUUUUAUGUACCUAAAAGUGGUUCCUUCCUUUUUAGUGAUUUUGGUUUGAAAAGGAUUAUGAAUGCGAACCCUCGAGUUUGGUGUUUACACGUAUCAACUCUAACUUUAUUUAUGUCUUGUUCUUACUUUUUUCCUGCAGAUAGUUCAGCUUGUGCUACAUCUUAUAAUCAUUUCAAGGCCUUCUCAUUUAAUAUUCAAUCAUGAUAUAAGACGUAAAACUGUACACUUGCAUGGGUCAGUAAUGUCUGUAGACUCUCUUACCACUUCAAGGAUGACCUGAGACGGCGUGGGCAAACACACCAAGGCUAACCCUUAGUUCAGCUGUUUUAGUAUUGUUUAUUUCUUUUGAAAGGACAGUGUUUUAAGGUCUCAGACCAGUUUGUGGUAACUUGAUUAUUGAAUUUUAAAAUAGUUGUUAGUAACCAUGGGUCAAAAUGUGUGAAUUUUCACUUUUUGUUGUGUAGAUCUUAAUUUAUUUCAUUAUGUAUAGCUGUACAGAUUCAAACAACCAUAGGAACCUUGGCGUCAUCACAUUGAAUUUUUUACAUCCAGUUAAAAUGUCAUUUUGAAUGUCUUUGACUCAGUCUUGUGUUUUUGUGUAUAUUUCUUUGUACAGAAACCAUACGUUUGCACAUUCUGUGCUGUACAUAUUUUAUUUUUCCCCUGUUAUUUUUGAGAUUAAACACAUAAAGCAUUUUAUUGGUAA